GAUCCUGCAGGAAUCUUUGAACUGGUGGAGCUUGUUGGCAAUGGUACCUAUGGACAGGUCUAUAAGGGUCGUCAUGUUAAAACAGGCCAGCUUGCUGCUAUUAAGGUUAUGGACGUCACCGGGGAUGAAGAGGAAGAGAUCAAACAAGAAAUUAACAUGCUGAAGAAGUAUUCUCACCACCGAAAUAUCGCUACGUAUUAUGGUGCUUUUAUUAAAAAGAACCCACCGGGAAUGGAUGAUCAGCUCUGGCUGGUGAUGGAGUUCUGCGGCGCGGGCUCCGUCACUGACCUCAUCAAGAACACGAAGGGGAACACCUUGAAGGAGGAGUGGAUCGCCUACAUCUGCAGAGAGAUUUUACGGGGCUUGAGUCAUCUACACCAGCACAAAGUAAUUCACCGAGACAUCAAGGGACAGAAUGUAUUGCUGACAGAAAAUGCAGAAGUUAAACUAGUGGAUUUUGGUGUCAGUGCUCAGCUGGACAGAACGGUGGGCAGGAGAAACACCUUCAUUGGAACGCCUUAUUGGAUGGCCCCCGAGGUCAUUGCUUGCGAUGAAAAUCCCGAUGCCACCUACGACUUCAAGAGCGACUUGUGGUCUUUGGGGAUAACGGCCAUCGAGAUGGCAGAAGGCGCUCCCC
Molecule: messenger RNA, 637 nt
Organism: Antrostomus carolinensis (chuck-will's-widow)
Lineage: Eukaryota; Metazoa; Chordata; Aves; Caprimulgiformes; Caprimulgidae
Product: traf2 and NCK-interacting protein kinase-like
Exons: 7
Biological process (GO): protein phosphorylation
Cellular component (GO): cytosol
Molecular function (GO): ATP binding; protein kinase activity
Source: RefSeq, a predicted model, not a curated record